This is a messenger RNA of Acipenser ruthenus (sterlet), 2165 nucleotides long. RefSeq names its product prefoldin subunit 6-like. Gene Ontology annotation, biological process: protein folding; chaperone-mediated protein complex assembly. Lineage: Eukaryota; Metazoa; Chordata; Actinopteri; Acipenseriformes; Acipenseridae. Gene Ontology annotation, cellular component: cytoplasm; prefoldin complex. The transcript is spliced from 4 exons. Gene Ontology annotation, molecular function: protein-folding chaperone binding. The record is from RefSeq and is a predicted model, not a curated record. The coding region runs from base 153 to 533 and encodes 126 amino acids.
ACUCGGGUUGGUUUCCGGUCGCAGCGGCGAGGCGAGCCCAUGAGAAGUCGCUUGAAACAGACAUUUAAGAAAGACAACGCGAAUCGGACAGGUUUAAAUUAUUCACUGAAAUAAUAUUAAUAAUCACAACUUUUAACACCGAGCGCUACAAGAUGGCGGACAUUAUUCAGAAGAAACUGCAAACGGAAGUCGAAAAAUACCAGCAAAUCCAAAAAGACCUCAGUAAGAGCAUGUCCGCUCGACAGAAGCUCGAGGCUCAGCUGACAGAAAACAACAUUGUGAAAGAGGAACUGGACCUGCUGGACUCUCAGAACCUGGUGUACAAGCUCAUCGGACCCGUGCUGGUCAAACAAGACCUGGAGGAGGCCAAGGGCACCGUGGGGAAGAGACUGGAGUACAUCAACGGAGAGAUUAAGCGGUACGAGACUCAGAUGAAGGAGAUGGAGAAGCGAUCGGAGCGGCACCGCGAGGUUCUGGCGGGCCUGCAGCAGGAGUACCAGAAGAGCCAGGGGAAAGUACCUGUCAAGGUCUAGAGGCAGGCAACCAUCACACUGAGACACCGAGACCGAGGCACAGUGACACACACACACCCACUGAGACACACACACACACACACACACACACCCACUGAGAGACACACACCGACUGAGACACACACACACACACACAGACUGAGAGACAGUGACAGACACACACACACACACACACCGACUGAGAGACAGUGUCAGACACACACACACACACACACCGACUGAGAGACAGUGACAGACUGAGACUGACACACACACACACACCGACUGAGAGACAGUGACAGACACACACACACACACCGACUGAGAGACAGUGACAGACUGACACACACACACACACCCACUGAGAGACACACACCGACUGAGACACACACACACCGACUGAGAGACAGUGACAGACACACACACACACACACACCGACUGAGAGACAGUGACAGACUGACACACACACACACACCGACUGAGAGACAGUGACAGACACACACACACACCGACUGAGAGACAGUGACAGACACACACACACACACCGACUGAGAGACAGUGACAGACACACACACACACACACCGACUGAGAGACAGUGACAGACACACACACACACACACCGACUGAGAGACAGUGACACACACACACACACACCGACUGAGAGACAGUGACAGACACACACACACACACACACCGACUGAGAGACAGUGACAGACACACACACACACACACACUGACUGAGAGACAGUGACAGACACACACACACACCGACUGAGAGACAGUGACAGACACACACACACACACACACCGACUGAGAGACAGUGACAGACACACACACACACACACACACCGACUGAGAGACAGUGACAGACUGACACACACACACACCGACUGAGAGACAGUGACAAACACACACACACACACACACACACCGACUGAGAGACAGUGACAGACACACACACACACACACACACACCGACUGAGAGACAGUGACAAACACACACACACACACACACACACCGACUGAGAGACAGUGACAGACUGACACACACACACACACACACCAACUGAGAGACAGUGACAGACACACACACACACACCGACUGAGAGACAGUGACAGACUGACACACACACACCCCGACUGAGAGACACUGACAGACUGACACACACACACACACACCGACUGAGAGACACUGACAGACUGACACACACACACACACUGACUGAGAGACAGUGACAGACUGACACACACACACACACUGACUGAGAGACACUGACAGACUGACACACACACACACACACACACCGACUGAGAGACAGUGACAGACACACACACACACACACACACACACCGACUGAGAGACAGUGACAGACUGACACACACACACACACUGACUGAGACACACGCACUGACAGACAGACACUCAAUUCAUUUGUGUGGCUGCUCUAGGAAUCAGUUCUUUUUAGUAGCUCUUGUUUUGCUGAGUGACUCGCGGAAGGACUUGUCUAAUUGACGGCCAACGGGAUGACAACGAUGAUGUCAGUGCUGCUUGCUGUCCCAUCAUGCAGUGCGCUGGCUGCACACUGUUCAAGAUCUUAUUUAAUGUUACUUUGUAUCACUGCAGAAUAAAACAAACACACAGUCUGCAAA